This is a messenger RNA of Sphenostylis stenocarpa, 165 nucleotides long. The record is from the annotation of a GenBank genome assembly. Lineage: Eukaryota; Viridiplantae; Streptophyta; Magnoliopsida; Fabales; Fabaceae.
AUUCGCCAUUACCUCGAGGUGCUCGGAAUGAGAGCAAGAUUCUACCUAGCCACCAUAUCGCUUUCGUUUGAGAAAGGUAGACGAAAGAAAGGAAAAGAAGCGAUGACAGAAAUGAAGGUUUUGGACAGAGGUGACCGUGAGAGGAUUCCGCGCCCACAUGAUUAA